UUUAUUUGUUUUCAUAUGUUUUGGGAUAGAGAUUAAAAUGAUGGAAGGGUUUUCAAUGCUGUUUCAAGGAUGGGAUCCGGGUAUUCCCGGGGAUUCAAGGACUCGAUCGGGUGUUUAUCGGAAAGAUACGAUCAUAAGGAUAUGGAUUCCAAAAGGAAUCUUGGAAAAAAGGUUAAUUGGGGAUUUGCAAGGGUUUAUUCAGGUCGGGACUGGCAGGAUUCGGGAUUCACCAAGCUCUUCGAAAGGGAUGUGGAAUCCAGAGGAUCUUGUACAAGAUAUUCGAGGAUGACUCAAAGUCAGCUUCUUGGGAAUGGCGAUGAAAUGAAGAAUGGCGAAGGAAACCGAAAACGACUGAAUAUUUCCGAUAACUCUGACCUGAUUAAGAGUUAUUCCAAGACCUUGAUAGGGAGGUACAUGAACCCGAUGGAGCAAGACGUCAAAGCGCUUUUGGUUACUGGUGUAGUUUUACUUGAGUUUUGCUAUCACUUCAGGUUAUAUAAUGGGAACAUUGGUGUAGGAAAUAUCUAG
Molecule: messenger RNA, 528 nt
Organism: Brassica oleracea var. oleracea
Lineage: Eukaryota; Viridiplantae; Streptophyta; Magnoliopsida; Brassicales; Brassicaceae
Exons: 3
Coding region: 70-528 (152 amino acids)
Source: RefSeq, a predicted model, not a curated record